Molecule: messenger RNA, 1254 nt
Organism: Vitis riparia (riverbank grape)
Lineage: Eukaryota; Viridiplantae; Streptophyta; Magnoliopsida; Vitales; Vitaceae
Exons: 2
Coding region: 210-689 (159 amino acids)
Source: RefSeq, a predicted model, not a curated record
UUUGGGGUUUUCCUCUAUGCAUUUGUUUUUUUUCUUCUUUUUUUUAGGUUGUUAAAAACUGCAUGUUAAAGUUCUGAUGAAAAGAAAUCAACAGAAAAGACAAUAGGAAGAAACCUUGGAGAAGGGCAGCCACAAAAGAUCAUCAACAAAGCGUCAAAAGACUGAUGAGCCCUCCAUGAUCAUGAAAUCUACUGAAUCUGAAGUGCUGGAUGCAGCUCAUCCAGAUGAUGAAACACCUGCAACCAAGGGCAAGAGUACAUCUGCCGAUGGAAGAUGAAGAAGAAAUGCAGGACACAAACUCUCAAGACAAGAGCAAUGAAAAGGUAAAUAUGCAGAAUAAUGAAGGGGAAGGAAAGGCCAGUGGAGAUACUGAGCCUGAAAAAGUGGCAGGGAUGGAAAAGGAAGGCACUGAGAAAUCUGGUGAGGAGGAAACUGACAAUAAAACUGCAGAAAUAAAUGAAUGGGCCAAUAUUGGAAAAGAGAGGAAAGAAACUCCUCCAUUGUUAACAAGGUGGCUGUUGACAAGGAACUACUGCAGGUACAUUCCUAGAAGCUUUCCACUCUCCCUUGCUGUCACCCCUUCCAUUUGGACAAGUAGAUUACACACUGUUCAUCACUCAUUGAUGCCUCUUUUCUUAACUUAUACAGGCUUUCAGAUUUUUUUACCAGAACCAAGUGGGCUACAUUAGGGUAACAUUUGAAAUGUUUAUUUUAGCGCUCACAUGGUAAAGGUUGUGAAGGGAUUUAUAGCAAUUUGCUUGUCUUUUCAGUGGAAGAAUUUUUUUUUUAAUAGGUAAGCAAAGCAAAUAUAUUAAGAGCUCUUGGAAAAGGCGCACAAAGUACAAAUGAAGUAUACAAGUAGCAGCUGAAUACAUGCAAAAGGAAAAAAAGAAACAACAAUCUAAUUUUUAUGAAUUUUUCUUGGAACUGUAGUUGGUUUCAUUUUCUUUUCUUUUAUCUUUGAUUUCUUCCUUGGUUCUCUUCCCCUCAAUGGUUGUGGUGACUUAAACUGCAUCAGGAAUUUGUGCAUAGUGCACUCUUGGAGAGCAACACAGGAAGGGACGAUUGCAUGAUUUACAAUAAGCUGGUGAGAAUGUCCGACAUUUGAGGGUGACCAGAAGGAUCAUUUAUAUGAAGAUUACUUUUUCCCUUUGUGAUCAUGGAAAAAAAUAUGAAUUUAAAUAUUUGUACUUCGGCUCUGAUUUUCCCAUAGAAUGGAGAUAUCAUUUAUAUGAAGAUUACAUUUUCCCUGUA